Carassius carassius (crucian carp) is the source of this 1052-nucleotide messenger RNA. RefSeq names its product interferon a3-like. The transcript is spliced from 5 exons. Gene Ontology annotation, molecular function: cytokine receptor binding. Gene Ontology annotation, biological process: response to exogenous dsRNA; defense response. Gene Ontology annotation, cellular component: extracellular region. Lineage: Eukaryota; Metazoa; Chordata; Actinopteri; Cypriniformes; Cyprinidae. The record is from RefSeq and is a predicted model, not a curated record. The coding region runs from base 111 to 662 and encodes 183 amino acids.
AUACUGCGUUUUCCCUUUCCACACUCCUGAAUAAAAUCCAGCACACUUCACCAUGUCCCUGCAACAUUCUCUCGAGCGACAGAGUAGAAAGCUACUGAACGGAUACAAAGAUGAAACAAACUCAAAUGUGGACGUAUAUUUGUGUGAUAUUCUUAACUCUACAGAGUCAAUGCUCCGCUUGCAGAUGGCUCGACAGAUACGGGACUGUGAGCGCCGAAUCUCUGACGCUGCUUCGGGAAAUGAGUGGACAAUAUCCUGAGAAUGUCUUGGUGCAUUUUCCGGGGACCCUAUACAACUUGGCAGAGAAAGCUGAGGUGGAGGACCAGGUGAGGUUUUUUGUCUUGACCUUAGAUCACAUCAUCAAUCUCAUGGAUGACCCCGAGCACAUGAAUUCAGUGCAAUGGAAUCUAACGAAAGUGAAAUAUUUCCUAGAAGUCCUGCAGAGGCAGUCAUCUGAGCUUAAAGAAUGCGUGGCCCAAUACCAAAAGCCAUUGCAAAAGGAGUCUUACGAGAUUGGGAUAAAAAGGCACUUCAGGACUCUAAAGAAGAUUUUAAAGAAAGAAAAAUAUAGUGCUCAAGCAUGGGAACAGAUCCGGAGAGCUGUGAGAAGCCACCUUCAGAGGAUGGAGAUCAUCGCAAACAACAUUAAAAAACGUUUCUGAUAGGAGUUUAAGAGACAAUGACUGAAAAAUAAUGUCUGACACAUUCCACAGAACAAAAAAAAAACUGCCUUACAAACAUAACACUGAAAAAAAAGAAUAAUGUUAUAAAUGUAUUUGUGUAUUCACAUGUUUGUAUUUAAUUGCACUGAAUGUAACCUAGACGUGUUUAGAUUGACCAAUAGGUAGAGGUUUAAUACAGAGUUUACGUUAUGUGUUUCCUAUGAAAACUUGAAGUUAUCAGAUCAAACAAGCUAUUGAUGUUUCUUACAAAAACCUGUAAAAAACUUUCUGUUUGGUUUAGGUGAGAAGAAGCCUCUUUGCCUAAACUAUACUCAGAUAUUUUGCUAACUAAAUGAAAAAACAUGCUAUGUAUUUAAUGUAUUGUUUGUU